CAACACUUGUGUCUGCUUUAUCUUGCUUUUGAUUUGUUUACAUUGGUGAUGAGGACAAAUAUCCAUCUGAAAAUACUUUGCAAAUCAUGCUGGUUGUCUGAGAGGAAAACAAAGCUUGAGACCCAAAAUGAAGGCAGAGAUCGAGGCUCCUUCAAAACCCAGAAUACUUUCCCAGAUUUUGUUGCUUAUUUGUGUCGGUUCCUUUGAUUCAGGUGGCGUGCUGGCCGUGAACAUGACGAUCUCCAACACUCUCAUUAGAGGUUCAGUGGGCGGGGAAGCCCUGCUGUCAGUCCGCUACACCAGUUUCAGCCUCGACCUGCCGGUCAUUAAGUGGCAGCUCAGGAGGGAAAAGUCUGUCACUGUUGUCCAGUCCAUUGGAACCGACAUCAUUGGGACCCUGAGGCCUGAGUAUCGGGACCGCAUCCUGGUGUUUGAGAAUGGGACGCUGCUUCUCCAUAACCUGAGACUCUCUGAUGAUGGGACUUAUGAUGUGGAGAUCUCCAUCACUGAUGACACCUUUACCGGAGAGGCCAGCAUCACUCUCACAGUGGAUGAGUCUAUAUCCAGGCCCUACAUCGACAUGGAGUCUUCAUCAGUACUAGAGCUCAGUCAAAACGUCAUCCUCAACUGUUCUCAUGACAAUGGAACCAGGACUACAUACAGGUGGUUCAAAGGGGGAAAACCAGUGACCAAUAUGACAAGGUUCGUGUUGUCACCUGACCAGAAGCUUUUGACCAUCACGCGGGUGGUAAUGGCAGACGACGACAUCUACGUCUGCACGGUGGAGAAUCCUGUAGGCAACGUGACCAGUCUGCCUCUGAGACUGACUGUCUACAGAAGAAGUUCCCUCUACAUCAUCCUUUCCACUGGAGGCAUCUUCCUUCUCAUCACCUUGGUAACAGUAUGUGCCUGCUGGACACCCUCCAAAAAGUCCAAACCUCCUGUUAGAAAGUCUCUCUCCAGAGUCUAUGACCGCUGUCAUCACUCACCUAUCAGUCACACAGAUGACCUGCUUCCAAAAACGCCUGAGCAUAAUGGAGUAAAUGCUGUAACUUCACUCUACAUUCUGCAGCAGAAGGAUCCCUCCCUGGAUGACUCCUCCAGCAACAGUGUGGAAUCUCCUCCUGAACUCGACAACCCGCCCUGUUACACCAGUUCCCCCAGCUUCAAUGGCUGCCUUGUCCAGUCUCCUAGAUCCCCUGCUCACUCCCCCUGCAGGUACACAUGAAACCUCACCAGAUUUAAGUCUCCACAUCGCUGCAAACAGGAAGUCCGGUCGUCAUAAUGCGUACCGUUCUGACCCUCGAUUGCAACUUUCAACAUAUCUGCCUGGUGUUGGGAAGUAUCUCAGACCGUUUUCCUGGGUCUUAUAAUUUUGCCUGUUGACGUUUUGUUGUUAAAGUAAUCUAAGACUCAAAUGAAAGGUGCUCUGAAGGUUAGUUGCAGAGCAUAAUAGAAAAAGAUGGCUGUGAAAAGUCAUACCGUUGUUGUUGCAACAUAAGUGUAUCCAGACAAAAUCUGAGAAACAGCACAGAGUCUGUUUGGAGCUGACUAGAGCUCAGAAAGAGAGUCAAACUGUUGACGUGUUGAAGGUACAGCGUGUAGAAAUGGGAAUAUUUGGUGGCCUUCAAGAUAUCAAAUACAUUUAUCAACACACAUUCUCUAUUGCACAACAACAACCACCAUUACUCUCUUGUCCGUCUUCUGCAUUUUCUUUCAGUGGCCAAACAUUAAAUGCAAAAAGGAGGAUUGGGUUUGUUGUGUAUAUAUGAUAUCAGUAUUAAGUCUAAAAUAUUUAGUGUUGUGAUGUUUUCUACUGUGUUGAAUGAAAUUCAAAACACACACUUUAAUAGUUUGUGAACAAACAGUUUGUAAAUAACUUUAUUUUACCUGGAGGAUUUAAAGGCCAUGUCGGGGAAGGAGCAAUUAUAUUUCAAUUUUGUACUACUGUAAUAAAAAGAAAACAUGACUC
This is a messenger RNA of Notolabrus celidotus (New Zealand spotty), 1972 nucleotides long. RefSeq names its product hepatocyte cell adhesion molecule-like. Bases 128 to 1228 code for a protein of 366 amino acids. The record is from RefSeq and is a predicted model, not a curated record. NCBI's taxonomy places the organism in Eukaryota, Metazoa, Chordata, Actinopteri, Labriformes, Labridae. The transcript has 8 exons.